Acanthaster planci (crown-of-thorns starfish) is the source of this 5554-nucleotide messenger RNA. Its product is annotated as metal cation symporter ZIP14-like. Gene Ontology annotation, molecular function: monoatomic cation:bicarbonate symporter activity; zinc ion transmembrane transporter activity. Gene Ontology annotation, cellular component: plasma membrane. Lineage: Eukaryota; Metazoa; Echinodermata; Asteroidea; Valvatida; Acanthasteridae. Gene Ontology annotation, biological process: zinc ion import across plasma membrane; intracellular monoatomic cation homeostasis. The record is from RefSeq and is a predicted model, not a curated record.
CCGUCCAGCUGGCUGAAUGGAGAACGGAACAUAAUCCAUAUUCAUCUGAGAAAUAAAUCACUCAAAACAAGUUUUCCUUUUUUUAGAAUUUAAGAAUCGACCAACUUUCAUCAACGAAGCGGUCAGCAGUUUACAUGCUACUGAAAUGUCAAGAAAGGUUACAUGUUUGCUUCAACCAUGGCUUCAACUAUUUAUCGCCGUGUGUGUUUUUCCACCGUGUGGAAGUGCCACGUCUACGGGGCCACGCGGCAGUUUGACUGGCAUGACGACCGCAGCCCCACUACCAACCCCGGAGUUUUUUCUGGAUGGAAUCAUCGAUAAAUUCGGGCAGAAUGGGCGACUGAACGAGCAACAAUUACUUCAUCUUUUACAAAGAGUGCCUGUGGAGUGUUUGUCGGUAGACGAUCUACUCCGCAUACACUCGCUGACUGAAGAGGAAUUAAUGAAUGACACGGCCGGGGUGUUGCAAGCUGUGUGCCCAUCAAUACUCUUCCAAGCUGUCUCUGAUGAUUGCUCUGAUCUGGACAAAGAUUCAGGAGAACGCAAACCACCAACUACUGCGCAAGUGUGGGGCUACGGUGUCCUCUUCGUGACAAUCAUUAACUUGGCUGCCUUGAUGGGGGCUUGCAUCAUACCCUGUAUGGACAAAAAGAUCUACAAGUUGAUUUUGACUUACCUGGUUGGAUUGGCAGUGGGCACACUGAGUGGAAACGCAUUACUUAGCCUGAUACCUGAGACCCACGGCAUGUACGUCAGCACCCAUGGUCUUGGUUUUGUCUGGAGGAACACCACCAUCAUCGGGGGUAUCUACCUAUUCUUUGUCGUGGAGCGGCUCCUCAAACUUAUCUCAUCGCGCAAAGAAGACAAAAGAAAGAAAAAAAAUUUGUCCGGGUCAGACCUGAAAGUUUCAACCAUGCACAACAUGAGCGAGGAUCGUGACGUAUACAAGAUAACAUUAGCAGACUGUGCGCUACGUAACGGCUUUGCCAAUGCCAGGGAUAGCUCAGCAGAGGUCAGAGAGGAGGAGCAGUUUUUACAAGUAAAUAAAAACUCAGGAUUCAGACGAUUAGGGAAUGUUCCAAACGAUGAGCAGAGCAUGCAGGAUCAGUCAAAAGCUGAGACCGCAAACGGUCAUGGCCAUUCACACCUGGCCAUGACAGAAAACGGCAAAGUUCGCAUAGCGGCAGUUGCCUACAUGAUUGUAUUCGGCGAUGGCCUGCAUAACUUCAUCGACGGUCUGGCCAUAGGGGCAUCGUUUUCAAUCUCUGUAUUCCAAGGGAUAUCAACCUCUAUCGCCGUGAUCUGCGAAGAGUUCCCUCAUGAACUUGGAGACUUUGCUAUUUUGCUGAAAUCGGGCAUGACAGUCAGGCAGGCGUUACUCUUCAACCUGCUCUCAGCGCUCACCUGUUACGGGGGUCUCAUUGUGGGUAUCCUGGUGGGGCAGCUGACGUCAAUGGAGCCUUACAUUUUUGCACUGGCAGGGGGAAUGUUUUUGUACAUCUCUUUAGUCGACAUGUUGCCAGAACUACACACUGUGAACCAACACAAAGAGUUCCGGAUGUCCACCUCCUUAAAGAUCUUCGCUAUUCAAAAUGCCGGCCUCUUGACCGGCUAUGCUGUUAUGAUUCUGCUGGCCGUAUAUGGAGAGCACAUCACACUGGUCACCGGUUGAGUGCAAGACUUGGGGAGACCUGGAUGUAGAUUGUUGAAAUCUACAGGGAAUAGGGGUGAGCACAUUAAAUGCAGGUAACAUACUUUUUAAAACCUCACAUCAUUAUAUUUACAUGUCUUAUACUACCACUAUCAGUGCCUUCACUACAUAUUUUAGUAGCCUUCAAAUUCACUGGUCACCACUGGUUUAACUGUGGACACUUGUGACGGUUAAUGGUGGGUAGUUACCCACAAUGCAUUGCAUUUCCAUCACAAUACUGUAUUUGAAGAGAUAAGUCACCUUUAAGCCUAAUGCCCUUUGAUUGAAUGAUGGGUACCGUUGAGCAGCCAACAUGCAUACAUGUAGAAGCCAAUUCAAACAUGAACUAUGGUUCAUGAGUUAACAAUAACCAACUGUGUGUGUGUGUUUGAUUGUUGGCCUGCUGUAGAUUACCAGUUGAACCCUAAACCCUGGCAUAUCAACGUCUGGCUAGGGCACUUCCAUUGUUACUCAUAAAGAGAAAAAUAAAGUUGUGUAUGCUUAAUGCCACUGCACUGUAUGGUACCUUGUCUUAUCUAUUGUAUUUUAUGGCUUCAGAGAUCAAUAAGGUCACGUCCGCUUACAAGCGACAGGGCUGUAUUCUACAUUUGACUACUGUGUAGUAAUUUUUAGUGUUAUGUAGUCUUAGGGCUACUUAGGGGAGUUUGCGUCAACGGUUUAUCAACCGGCACAGGGGCAAGCAUCUCAGAAAUAAGAGCAAGUAUAACUACGAGUGUUAACAAGGAGUGGUUUGAGUGUGUAACUUUGUCCAUUGGUAUAGAGAGUUUGACUCACUCAGUGUUUACGUGUGAACUUCCACAGUGUGUAGCGUGCCAGUUUUAUUUAAUAUAUUUCCAAUAUUACCUCAUUAAUAAACAUGAGUUUGCAUUAUCGGCAAAUUGGAAUCCAAUACAAGCGGUCUAUAGGUUUUAGGAUCACACAAUGACAGUAGACAGGAUUAAUGGUAGCUCAAGCAAUACAGCGAUCUAUUCAGAUGUGCAAUAUGCAAAUAAACCACAUCACUGAAAGCUCGUAACUACUAAAUGGUGCAAUUUGGAAAUCACCGAGGAGUUCAAAUAGGUGGGAAUUUUAUUCGAGGUGAGAUUCAACAGUAAUUGUCUUUGUGUGUGUUUUUAUUUUGUUUGUUUUUUCUUUGCUUUUUACAUGUAAUCAUUUCAUGGGCAUAGAUCCAAGUUUUUAGAGGGUUAGAGGUUUUGGUAUAGACCUCUUUCACCCACAGGACUUGAUUGAGGGAGAUGUUUUCUAGGCGAGGCCUCAAGAAAUACUCCUCUUGUCCCAAAUCGUAUGUGAUAACCAAAAUGCAAGAGUCCAGCAUUUUUCGUUUUUUUCUUUCUUAGCAUCUUCAGUCAUUUUAUUAAACACUUGCAUGCGUGUAUACAUGUAUGUGCCUUAAGGGUUGUAAUGUGAGAAUGCUUAUUGGUCACAUCAUGUAAAGCACCUCAUUAAAUAGUUUAGCUGUGUACUCUAAAAGCAUUGUUUAAUUUUUUUUUAUUCUUUUGCCAAAUGGCCUAAUAUGUGUCUAGAACCAGCCAGUUCCAUAUUCCAACAGAGCAAACACCGAACUGGUUCACUCUGUCAGGCCAUAAGUUGUUCUGAAUUAUUCAGCCAUAUUUAAUUUAUUUGUUUCUAUUUACCUUACCUUACUUUACUUUACUUGUGUCUAUUUACUUCCUUGUCUUUUUAGUUAGCAAGUUAGUUCUCAAAGUGAAGGGCAUUUAUUCUGAGCACUGCCUCGUCAUUUUCACAUAAAGCUAUGCGUGUAUUCUUCGUCACUUUAAGCAAUUCAAACCACGUGUGCUGCAUGGUGCAAUCCUGGUACAAUCCCACCCAUUAGCCAUUCUCCAUCGUCGAAAAUCUCCAAAAUGUCGGAAUUAUUUUAUAAUAUAAAAUGGGACUUUGGGUCGGGAGAUAUUGAUUUUUUUCCACGUUAAUUUCCCUUCACCGAAGAGCAUUGUGUCUUAUUAAAUGUUUACAUGCCCUGCACCCACCGCUUAUCUGACUCAAAUCGGCUAGCCGACCCCCAGUGAGCUCGUGAUUGAUUGACAUUUGCGAGAGUAAGUAGCCAGUGUAAUUUUGGGGCAAGCCGGUGUCGACACAAAGCGCACAUUAUCAUCAUAUUCGUCGGCAGAGGGUGAGAAACACUCUUCAUAAAAGUCGGUGUUUCGUUCACGUAGUUAGGUCUUUUGAAAACAACUGAAAUAUUUCCAGUGUAUAAUUUACAGGUUUAUGGGUUAGAAUCGGGAAAAAACAAUCAACAGCAGGUUUUGCCGAAAAUGGGGCGCCUGGUACGUGUAAAAGGAAUCAGACGCAGCAGGGAACCCUUUUAGAAAUAAUUGCACCUAUUUUUGCUCGUGUGUGUGUGUGUUUCCUGUGUGUUGCGCACACUGCAUAGGUGUUCCUGUACAACUCCUAUGUCAGGUCAUUUUGUAUUUGGAAAUCACCAAAUAAGUAUCAGAUGCAAUGCUCAAUAGCUGAUAUGAGAUCGGUCAUGAAUUAUGCAUCUUUCCCUAAAAAUCAUGAAACGAACCACCGCAAAUCUAUGACGAAUGGAGAAGACGUGUACAUGUAACUGCAAGCCCAGAUGCUCAGGUUUGCUUAAAUACUUUAUGCAAUUUAGUAGAAUUCGUUCAGAAGAGGUGCCAAAUUCUUAUGAGCUGUCCCUUCUUCUAGUUUUAAGAGAUAUGAAAGGGCUCCAAAUUACCUCUCCUAGUGGUUCAUCACGUAUAUGAAAUCGCCAGUACACCGGAAUUCUUAUUUUGAAUUUAUGUUGAAAAAAUCCCUAACUUUUUUUUUAGUUGAUUUUGAAUUUUGUAUACACUUUUGUGAUUUUAUACAUUUGAAUGGACAUAAAAGUAAAGUUCUGGUUUUAACUGAAAGUUUUAAGUGGUAAAAGUUACGUCUAAAUCACGAUCAAGGCAGAUUUCUCAGUUUUGGCAACGGGAAUAAUUUUUCGAUUUAAUUGCGGCCGACACAGUUUUAUAAUCGAAGCAGAAUACACCCAAAGCAAUGUCGGAAAAGUACCAAACAAACCUCAGUAAUAUGUAAGUAGAAUAAAAUAAUGAAUUAAAAAUUCACUGAAGAUAAGACGCGGCGUGCACGCGCACAGUACAAUCAAGCGCUUAUUGCGGAGGAUUUAUACGGUUUGCAAUUUACACGUCUAAUUUUUUGUGUAAAAUUUUCUACACUUGCGUGUAGUCAUUGCUAUAUUUUUUAUAUAGGUCUCACUUGUUACUGUAGUUUCGUGCAGUUCCGAUAUGAUAUGAGAGACAAGUUCAACAUUCGUGUACCGUUUCCUCGUCAGACGUAAAUUUCACAAUUCACACAGCAAUCAAAAUUUGACAUACCUACAUGUGUAUUUAAACGUAUAUUGUUAUUUGUUUAUUUGUACAACAUUUUAGAUAAACCAAAAUAAGUGACCAUUGGACAAAGAUGAUUUAUACUGAUCAUUUGUAUUAAGUGAAACAUUUCAUUUAUAUAGUUCAUUUCUCCAAAUAGUGAUUGUUUCAAGAACACGACAUUGUUUUUAUGCUGCUAUGCAAUUGUAGCAUUCCUCGUGGGGUCUUUUUUGCAUCGGUGCAUAGUUUACCUGCGUUUGUGUGCGCAUCAAGUAUAACCUACUCGACCUGACAAAACGACUCACAAGUCACCGAUGCGUAUGCGCAUUUGAAUUCAGCCAUGCAUCAUGUAGGGUAUUGUUCAUUUGUCAUCAAUAGUAGCAUUGUGUAUUGAUGUUCUGUUUAGUGUACACUGUUUUCUUUUUUCCCUCCAAUUUGGAAGCCGAGUUGUUGCCUUUACCAGAGUGUUUACAAUCCCAAUAGAAUUAAAACAGACUUCAGGAAGCCA